AUGAUACAUAAUAAUUAUGUUAAAUCUUAUACUGGUAGCCAAAUAUCAGUUUGGGGAAAAAGAAAUCCAUUAUUUUUGCGUGAACUUAAAGACUUUAUUCAACAUGUUUCGGAUUGUUCCGAUUUGGAAACUAUUCCAUGUAUCACAGAAACGAAGGCAUUUAAACAUUACUUCCUCAACAUAUAUUCAAUUCAAAUAAAAUUUGUUGAAAAAACCAAGUACUGUGAUUCAUCGGAAUAUAAAAAUAUUCUUGUUAUCAUUCAGGAAACUGAACGUUUAGGAUAUCAUAAUAGUCAUUUUUCGAGCGAACAUAAAGGAUUAUCACCUGGACAAGCGGACAUCGAAGGAUCAUCACCUGGACAAGCGGAUAUCGAAGGAUCAUCACCUGGACAAGCGGAUAUCGAAGGAUCAUCACCUGGACAAGCGGACAUCGAAGGAUCAUCACCUGGACAAGCGGACAUCGAAGGAUCAUCACCUGAGCAAGCGGACAUCGAAGGAUCAUCAUCUGGACAAGCGGACAUCGAAGGAUCAUCACCUGGGCAAGCGGACAUCGAAGGAUCAUCACCUGGACAAGCGGACAUCGAAGGAUCAUCACCUGGACAAGCGGACAUCGAAGGAUCAUCACCUGGACAAGCGGACAUCGAAGGAUCAUCACCUGGACAAGCGGACAUCGAAGGAUCAUCACCUGGACAAGCGGACAUCGAAGGAUCAUCACCUGGACAAGCGGACAUCGAAGGAUCAUCACCUGGACAAGCGGACAUCGAAGGAUCAUCACCUGGGCAAGCGGACAUCGAAGGAUCAUCACCUGGACAAGCGGACAUCGAAGGAUCAUCACCUGGACAAGCGGACAUCGAAGGAUCAUCACCUGGACAAGCGGACAUCGAAGGAUCAUCACCUGGACAAGCGGACAUCGAAGGAUCAUCACCUGGGCAAAGAUCAUCACCUGGACAAGCGGACAUCGAAGGAUCAUCACCUGGACAAGCGGACAUCGAAGGAUCAUCACCUGGACAAGCGGACAUCGAAGGAUCAUCACCUGGACAAGCGGACAUCGAAGGAACAUCACCUGGGCAAGCGGACAUCGAAGGAUCAUCACCUGGGCAAGCGGACAUUGAAGGACUAUCAUUACCCGGACAGCGGACAUUGAAGGACUAUCAUUACCCGGACAGCGGACAUUGA
This is a messenger RNA of Vespa mandarinia (Asian giant hornet), 1176 nucleotides long. RefSeq names its product spidroin-2-like. Lineage: Eukaryota; Metazoa; Arthropoda; Insecta; Hymenoptera; Vespidae. The record is from RefSeq and is a predicted model, not a curated record.